AUGAAAUUAAUUGCAUUAAAUUUUAAAUAUUUUACUAUUCCAUGGAAUCUAUUUGAUUUUAUCAUUGUAAUUGCAUCAAUUCUUAGAGGACUAUUAGAAGAAAUUAUAGAAAAAUAUUUUAUUAAUCCAACAUUAUUACGUGUUGUUCGUGUUGCACGUGUUGGAAGAAUAUUACGUCUUGUGAAAGCAAAAGGUAUUCGAAUAUUAAUGUUUGCAUAUGCUGUUUCGAUGCCUGCAUUGUUUAAUAUUGGCCUUCUUCUUUUUCUUAUCAUGUUUAUCUAUUCAAUAUUUGGUAUGUCAUUUUUUGCUUAUGUAAGAAAAUCAGCUGGUAUAACAGAUUUAUUUAAUUUUGAAACAUUUCCUAAUUCAAUGAUUGUACUUUUUCACAUAUGUACAAAUGCUGGUUGGUCUGAUGUUUUUCAAGCAUUAACAAAUGAUCAACCACCAGAUUGUGAUCCAACUAUAAUUUCACCAUCACAUAAAGGUGAUUGUGGUGAUAAAAUUAUUGCAACAUCAUAUCUUAUAAGUUAUGUAAUAAUUACUUCUCUUGUUGUGGUAAAUAUGUAUAUUGCAGUAAUACUAGAAAAUUUUUCUCAAGCACAAGAAGAUGUACAACAAGGCUUGACUCAUGAUGAUUAUGAUAUGUGUUAUGAAAAAUGGCAACGUUUAGAUCCAUCAGGUUCACAAUUUAUACGAUAUGAUCAAUUAUCAGAUUUUAUUGAUGGUCUUCAACCACCAUUACGUAUUCCUAAACCAAAUCAAUUAGCACUUGCCGCUAUGGAUUUACCAAUAUGUGAACAUGAUCGUAUACAUUGUCUUGAUAUAUUUGAUGGCAUUACAAAAUAUUUUCUUGGUAUAUUUAAUGUAUCAAUAGCAAAUAGUGAAGCUAAUACAUCAAUUGAUAUAAAAAAAGAUCGUCCAAAAGAUUAUCAUCCUAUAACAACAACAGCACAACGUCAACGUGAACUUAAUUUGAGUCGAAUGGGUUUAAAAGGUUUCCGAACUAAUGUUGAACGACGUCGAAAUGAACGAAAAAAUCGAGAAUCAAUAGUUAGAAAAGUUACAAUUGACGAACUCAUUGAAUCAGAUGAGUUAGAAACACCAACAUUAGCAUCGGACGAUAAUCAAAAUCAUGAAACGAAUUUAACAACACCAACGUGA
This is a messenger RNA of Rotaria sordida, 1161 nucleotides long. The record is from the annotation of a GenBank genome assembly. Lineage: Eukaryota; Metazoa; Rotifera; Eurotatoria; Philodinida; Philodinidae.